AUGUGUUGUUGUUUGACAAAGCCUUGUCCACGUCAAUAUCAACCACCGCUUCAGUUCCGCGAUUUUGAAGUCGAUCGAGACAAAAUUGUACGCGGUAAACUGCUUGGUCAGGGUGUAUUCGGCGAAGUCUACGAAGGCACAUGGAAUGAUCAGUUGAAAGUAGCUGUCAAAUAUCACCUGGCCAACGUGGAUAGGGAAGCAUUCAUUGCCGAAGCAAAGGUUAUGCAUAGAUUAUAUCACACACGUCUGGUUCAGUUGAUGGGUGUGUGCACGGAACCAGUCGACCAGCCAAUCAUGAUUAUCCUAGAGCUGAUGCCCAAAGGUUCUUUGCUCCACAGGAAAGGUGUGUGUAGUUCGUACGCGUCCCCUUGGUUGGUUUGGAUUCAGGGUUCCUGGCCAACUCCCCUAGGUGAACUACCAGUGGUCCACCANUUGUCGAAUCAACCGAAGUUUUCAAGUAUCUUGGCUCUACGAUAA
Echinostoma caproni is the source of this 477-nucleotide messenger RNA. Lineage: Eukaryota; Metazoa; Platyhelminthes; Trematoda; Plagiorchiida; Echinostomatidae. The record is from the annotation of a GenBank genome assembly.